Molecule: messenger RNA, 3177 nt
Organism: Dipodomys ordii (Ord's kangaroo rat)
Lineage: Eukaryota; Metazoa; Chordata; Mammalia; Rodentia; Heteromyidae
Gene: Dusp16
Product: dual specificity phosphatase 16
Exons: 6
Coding region: 273-2201 (642 amino acids)
Biological process (GO): protein dephosphorylation; negative regulation of MAPK cascade
Cellular component (GO): nucleus; cytoplasm
Molecular function (GO): MAP kinase tyrosine/serine/threonine phosphatase activity; protein tyrosine/threonine phosphatase activity
Source: RefSeq, a predicted model, not a curated record
UUACCCAGUGGGCUUGGCCGGGGAUGGUACAGCACCCGGGCUGCCCCCGAACCCCUGUGCCUGGGGCAGCGUGAUCACGGCUGGUGCUGUGAGGGGGACCAGAGCCAACCAAGAGCCAGGACUUCCAAGGAGGACCCCCAAAAUGGUAUCGGCCCUGCAUUGCCAGGCCUGGGCCCCCUGACCCCUUCCCCACCAUGGGGCGGCUGGGCCUGUGAGCACACCGCCCUCUUGGGCCGCGGGCACCGAGGAGGAACCGAGGAUCGGCAGUUGUCAUGGCCCAUGACGCGGCGGCUGCAGGUCCCAUUGUCACCGAGAGGUUGGUGGCCCUGCUGGAGAGCGGGGCGGAGAAGGUGCUGCUGAUCGACAGCCGGCCGUUCGUGGAGUAUAACACCUCCCACAUCCUGGACGCCAUCAAUGUCAACUGCUCCAAGCUCAUGAAGCGCCGGCUGCAGCAGGACAAAGUGCUGAUCACCGAGCUCAUCCAACACUCGGCCAAGCACAAGGUGGACAUCGAGGGCACCCAGACGGUGGUAGUCUACGACCAGAGCUCCCAGGACAUGGCAUCCCUGUCGUCCGACUGCUUUCUCACUGUGCUGCUGGGGAAACUGGAGAGGAGCUUCCGUUCUGUUCACCUGCUCGCAGGUGGGUUCGCCGAGUUCUCGCGUUGCUUCCCGGGCCUCUGUGAAGGGAAGGCCACCCUGGUGCCCACCUGCAUCUCUCAGCCAUGUCUCCCUGUCGCCAACACCGGGCCGACCCGAAUCCUUCCCAACCUUUACCUGGGCUGCCAGCUGGACGUCCUCAACAAGGAGCUUAUGCUGCAACACGGGAUUGGCUACGUGCUGAACGCCAGCAACAGCUGCCCGAAGCCAGACUUCAUCCCCGAGUCCCACUUCCUGCGCGUGCCUGUGAGCGACAGCUUCGGCGAGCGGAUCCUGCCGUGGCUGGACGCAUCCGUGGACUUCAUUGAGAAAGCAAAGGCCUGCAACGGCUGCGUGCUGGUGCACUGCCUGGCCGGCAUCUCCCGCUCCGCCACCAUCGCCAUCGCCUACAUCAUGAAGCGGAUGGAUAUGCCCCUGGACGAGGCCUACAGGUUUGUGAAGGAGAAAAGGCCGACCAUCUCUCCGAACUUUAACUUCCUGGGCCAGCUGCUGGACUACGAGAAGAAGAUCAAGACGCAGCCUGGCGCGGGGCCAAAGGGCAAACUGAAGCUCCUGCACCUGGAGAAGCCGCUGGAGCCCGCGGCGGCCGCCCCAGAGAGUGGACACGGGGCCGAGCCACCCCGCAGCGGCCCCUGGGCCCUCAGUUCUGCCUUGGAGGCCCGGCCGAGGCCUGCGGCCCCCACGGCCACCACGGCCAGCGCACUGGUGGAGGCCGGGCCCCUGGCGCAGGCCCUUGGGGGCCUCCAGCUGGCCCCGGAGCCAGAGGACAGCCAGCGGCUCAAACGCUCCUUCUCGCUGGACAUCAAGUCCGUGUCCUGCUCGACAGGCGCGAUCGCGCGUGAGGACACAGCGGAUGCAUACAAGCCGGCUGCCACGCUCGACGGUCCCGCCAAGCACAGCCAUUUCUCACCCGUGCGAGAGGUGUCAGAGCAGACGCCAGAGAGCAGCCCCGACGGGGAGCCGCCGCAGCCCCCGCAGGCCCCGGCCAGCCAGGGCCAGCGCCAGCACCCCACGAGGACAGGGGUGCCCCCCCGGCUGCCCUUCACACCGCUGCAGCGGAGCGGCAGCGUGGAGGACACUGGCCGCGCUGGCUUCCUCCUCGGCCUGUCCACCAGCCAGCAGCACCUGGCCAAGUCUGCCGCAGGGCUGGGCCUCAAGGGCUGGCAUUCAGACACACUGGCCCCGCAGGCCGCGGCCCCCACGCUGGCCGGCGGCUGGUACUUCGCCACCGAGCCCCCGCACUUCUAUGCGGCCUCGGCCAUGUAUGGCGCCAGGGCCAGCUACUCGGCCUACAGCUGCAGCCAGCUGCCCACGGGCGAGCACGGCGGCUCGGUGCGCAGACGGCCGCGGCCCAGCGAGCGCGGAGACUCGCGGCGCAGCUGGCAUGAAGAGAGCCCCUUCGAGAAGCAGCUGAAGCGCAGGAGCUGCCAGAUGGAGUUCGGGGAGGGCCUGGUGGCCGACAGCCGCUCGCGGGAGGAGCUGGGCACAGUGGGCAGCCAGUCCAGCUUCUCGGGCAGCAUGGAGGUCAUCGAAGUGUCCUGAGGGUCUCCGCCGGCUCCCCAAUGCGUUCCCUGCACAGCCGAAGUCUGCACAGCCAUGGCUGUUUCUGGAAGGUGGAGCCAUGGUAGGAGAGGCCGGUGGGGCCAGGGCAGAAGCCGGAGCCCACACCCCUGCAGAAGCAGCCCACCGACCCCACGCCCUGCCCACGGAGACUACCUUCAGUCAUGGCCCGGCUCCUCCGGCGGAGGCCGAGCCAGCCCCGGAGCCAGUGAAGGCAGAAGCCAGGGGUGAGUCCAUGAGAGACCAUCCUGUCCCAGGCUGGCCUCCCCAGAUCUAAGCCAGUACCACCUCAUGCCACGGCCCCACCGAUGGCACAGAAUCCCCGCCGCCCAUGGCCUGUCCUCCAUCCCCCAGGCCUCUGCACCGAGGCUGGGACAGGUUGGAGGCCUGGCGUGGACGUGGAGCACAGGUUGCAGGGCCUCUCGACUCAGCUGAGCAUCUUCCACUUGAUCCGUGGUGCAAAUGUAUCAAGGCGGAAUCUUCUAGGAAAUGACUUAGUGAGAAAAAGCCGGGGAGAUGGAGGCAGCGUCAGAUGCCCAGCCGGGCACCGAGGCUCCUCCGCACCAGCUCCUGGGUUGGUCUGAAAAGCGGUGGGCUCUGACUUAGGACCUGGUGGUGGGGCCUCUGUGCUCAAGAAUGAUGCUGAGUGGGGUAAAGUGAGGCAGAGGAGACCCGGUCGCGCCCUGCGGAGCUGUGUCUGGAGUGGGUCAGACACAUCGGGAAGGCUGCAUCCUCCCCCUUGGUACCACACGUGGCCUUCGCCAGCCCCAGGCAAACCCUGCCGCGUCACCUGCCGCUCCUGGGCAUGGUCCUUGUGGGGCCACCCAUGACCACAGCGGAGCGUGGGUGGGACGUGUGGGAGCUGCGCUGUGCGUUUCUCAUGUGAUGUCUUGUCUGUUAAUAUGAAAUAAAGUCAGAACUGUGCCUGUGUACACGCAGGUGCGGGCGUGUCUGCGGG